This is a messenger RNA of Labrus bergylta (ballan wrasse), 2062 nucleotides long. It is a transcript of the gene katnal2, whose product is annotated as katanin p60 subunit A-like 2. The record is from RefSeq and is a predicted model, not a curated record. Lineage: Eukaryota; Metazoa; Chordata; Actinopteri; Labriformes; Labridae. Gene Ontology annotation, molecular function: ATP binding; ATP hydrolysis activity.
AAGAAGAAGAAUUAAACAAACAGACGAACAUAAGAAAACUUACAGAUAUCUUGCUGACCUUUCACGACCACGAUGGAGCUCUCGUAUCAGUCUAUGAAAAUCGCCCAUCAAGCCCGGGAGGCAGAUGAGCUGAGGACUGAAAUGAGAAGGAAGAACCUCCUCAUCCUCAUUUACCAAGAGCUGCUUGGGCAGGGCUACAUGGCUGCAGCUUUAGCCUUGGACCAGGAGACUAAUGGAGGUGUCAGAAAGUUCGAGGUUUGUGAUAACAUCGAUCUGAAUAUGGUUCUGACGGAGUAUGAGAGCUAUCACUAUGUCAAGUUCCAGAAAUAUCCCAAGCUUAUUAGAAGAAAAUCUGAACCAGGUCAAGGUCAAUCCAGUGCAAAAAGUGGUACAAAGAAGAGUCCUUGUUCAUCUGUAAAGCCUCUUCCCAAAAUCAGCCAGACCCUGCAGCCUGGAAACAGCGUCAAGAAGACAGCUGCCACUUCACAUACAAAUGAGCAUUGCUCCGCUUUGCCAACAGAGCUGCUAGAGUUUGGUCUCAAUGUUUCCUCAAUUCGAAGUGAAACAGCUGGGGAGACAGCCAUUGGCAGAAAGGUCCAGAUGAGCGAUAGCAAAGGAUUGAUCAAUGACAUUGUCAAAGGAGCAAGCUGUGACUCAGACUACAUGGAAAAGCUGCUGAAGCCCCUCAGUGGUUUUUAUGGAAUGAGUGGAGAGAUGAGAGAACUUGCUGCAAUCAUCAGCAAAGACAUCUAUUUGCACAGCCCUGAUGUGCGCUGGGAGGACAUCAUUGGCCUGGAGGAUGCAAAGCGAUUAGUCAAGGAGGCCGUCGUCUAUCCCAUUAAGUACCCUCAACUAUUUACAGGCAUACUUUCUCCAUGGAAGGGUCUGCUGCUGUACGGCCCCCCAGGUACAGGUAAGACACUGUUGGCCAAGGCCGUGGCUACAGAAUGUAAGACAACCUUCUUUAACAUCUCAGCCUCAAGCAUCGUCAGCAAGUGGAGAGGAGACUCUGAAAAACUGGUCAGGGUUUUGUUUGAGCUGGCCAGAUAUCAUGCCCCAUCCACAAUCUUCCUAGAUGAGUUGGAAUCAGUGAUGAGCCAGAGAGGAGGAGAGCAUGAGGGGAGCCGCAGGAUGAAGACUGAGCUUCUGGUUCGGAUGGAUGGACUUGCAAAGUCUAACGACCUAGUGUUUUUAUUGGCUGCUUCCAACUUGCCUUGGGAACUGGACCAUGCCAUGUUGCGCAGGUUAGAGAAAAGGAUUUUAGUAAGUCUCCCUUCUUCAACAGCGCGCCAAGCCAUGAUUUCUGAUUGGCUUCCUCCUCUUAGCACCACUGGAGGGGUGGAAUUGCGAACUGAGCUGGACUAUGAAACUUUGGCGAAGGAGAUGGACGGUUACUCUGGCUCUGAUAUAAGACUGGUGUGUAAGGAGGCUGCAAUGAGACCAGUUCGCAAGAUUUUUGAUGCUCUUGAGUCACAUCUGGACGGAGAUUCUAACAUGCCUGCCAUCCAGCUGGAAACAGUGACGACAGCUGACCUGCGAGAAGUCAUAAGUCACACCAAACCUUCAGCUCGAAACUUGAUGGACAGAUUUACAGCCUGGGAGAGAGAGUACAUGUCUGUUUAAAGCAACAACAACAACAAAAGACUUUUGCACUGAAAAUCAGAAGAUUUUUCUUCUUAAUGUAUAAGAAUGACAUACUGCUGUUACAAGGUGGUGACCUUAACUUGAUUGUGUAACUUAACCCGUUCAUGCCUUAUAACUUCUGGUGGAUAUUUCACAUCAAUCAAGUUAAACGUUCCUGAACGAGGAUCUGAAAUCGUUGGUACUCUGAGCCACUGCAAUUUUCAAUGUAGUCUUUAUUCAUUUGUUUUAUCUGUACAAUAAGCAUCACAAAGACACACUUGACAGCAGACACCAGCGGCACAUUUUUUUCACACGUCCUACAUUAUAUGAUGCAUUGAAAGUAGUUGUUUAAAGGGUAAAAAAAAGGUAGUAUCUUUUCAAAUAUGCAUUCUUACUUUUGUUUUUGUCAUCUUUAAUUAUAAAGAGGCUUUCAACUUGA